UGUGUACCACAUUGAGCUUCAUGUGUCAAUCAACCAUGUCUCUGAGAAAUUUCUCAAGUCCAACAUCUUCUUCCUUCUUCGUAACACCAAGGAAACCAUUUAUGAACCUGUAGACAUUAAUGAGGCCAACGUGACCAUGCCAAAAUUGCUUGAGUUCGGGAUGCUGAAUGGACAUUCCCUGUCAAUGCUGAAGGAUGUUGUCAGUCACGUGUACAUGCCGCUACUGUCAUUUAACCAAAUGAAGCUUUCCAAUGGCGGCUACCAGCAGAGGAAGUCUUUGGGCAAGGAUGCCCUAGAGCAGAGUAUGGAAGAAAACCAGCCUGCCGAGACACGCGGAUCCAUCAUGAUCAGGGAUGAGCUGCUCAAUAGCACACAGAAAUUCCUUGGCCACAUCGACAGGACCCUGCAACAGCUGGAAGGUGAGAUCAAGUUGCAUAUUCCUGAGUUUGGCCUGGAGGCAUCGGUGGAGAUACUCCUAGCCAACCGUGAGAUCGUAGAAAAACUUGAGCAGUGUGUGAUGAACUGGCAAACCCAAAUCACCAUUGUCAUCGAGGAACAGCAAAGGAAGAAACCACAGGCACCAGGACCAAUGGCAGAGAUAGACUUCUGGCGGGAACGGGCGGCCAUCUUGAGUGCCCUGAGCGAGCAGCUGAAAUUGACAGCAGUCAAGAAGAUUCUUGACGUGAUGUCACGGGCGGACCCUGUGACAGUACAAAACCUGGAACUCACUCUGACGGAACUCAGCAAGUACCACGUGGAAUCUAUUGAGAACGUAAGGUUCCUUAGCACACUGGAGAGGCACUUCAAGAAUUUAGCUACGGGAGUGGAUUUCAGCGUGAUCUUAGACACCAUCCCUCCGAUGAUGAAUGGGCUGCGUAUGGUGUGGAUCAUCUCCAGUCAUUACAACACAGACGAGCGCAUGGUCCCCCUCAUGGAGAGGAUCGCCUGGGAACUGUCUGAGCGAGUGGCGCGCGUGGUGAAUGUGCGCAUCAUUUUCAAAGACAAGAGGGAAGUAGCCAAGGCCAAAACCCUGGAUGGCAAGCAGGUGCUGGACCAGUGGAAGGCCUGCUAUUUUGACGUGCGAUCAAGGAUCGAGGUUUCAGGUCGAGACCCGCGCUGGGAGUUUGACCGCAAAAAACUUUUUGAGAAAACUGACUACAUGGCCUCUAUAUGCCAAGACCUUUACAAUAUCCUCCAGAUUCUGGAAGAGUUCCAUAACAUCUUUGGGCCAGAACUCAAAGCAGUGACUGGUGACCCAAAGCGGAUUGAUGACGUGCUAGGCUGGGUCAAUAGUUUGGUCGUGCCCAUUCAAGAGCUUAACUUUGAUCCCUUUAAUAUCCGCAAGAUGGGCAGCUGGAAAAUGGUCAUGCAAGACUUCAAGACCAAAGUUCAGGCUAUCGAGGGAGAGGCCAUCAACUUCAUCGAUCAGUCCUUCAAAACUCUGAGAUCGGCAGCAGCAGCUUUUGACAUGCUGCUGAAAUUCAAGCACAUUCGCUCCAGAGAAGCCAUCAACAAUCAAAUGAUGCAGAAAUUUAAUGAUAUUCUGACACAGUACUGCAAAGAGGUGGACAUCAUCAAUGAUAUCUUCCUGAAACACAAGGACAGCCCCCCUCUCAACAAGAACCAGCCGCCUGUGGCAGGGGCCAUCUACUGGGAGCGCUCUCUCUUCUACAGGAUCAAGAACACCAUCAUUCGCUUCCUGGAGGUGGAGGAGAUGCUGGAGAGUGAACAAGGCAAAAUGGUGAAAGCCAAAUACCUGGAGGUGGGGAUGCGUAUGAGGGACUACGAAGUGAAGAAAUAUGAGUCCUGGCGCGAGGAAACUGAACUCACCCUGCCGUUACUAAUGAAGCGCACCUUGUUGACUGUGGUCAGCAGUGGAAACGCAACUGCUGUAGACUCUGACUGUGUGUCCCCCAGCGAUGACAACAUGGAGAGGGGGAUUCGUUACAUGGUGAACUUUGCUCCUGAAUUAAAAGAAAUAAUUUCUGAGACAAAGUAUAUGGAGCAGCUGGGCUACGCCAUUCCGGAGUUAGCCCGCAAUGUCUCUCUUCAGGAGGACAAGUUCCUCAGAUAUGAGGAUGGAUUGAAGAGCCUUGUGAAUCGAUACCACUCACUGAUGGAUUCUCUGAAUGAUGCAGAGUUUUAUCUUCUACUGGAGCAGAUCCAUGAGCUUCGGCGGGUGAUGCGUGCUGGAUUCAAAAGGCUCAACUGGAAUGCUCUGGGUAUUUCUGAAUUCAUCAAUCGUGGCACCCAAGCAACCUCGAAAUUUGAGUCACUUGUAAACCAGAUUCAGAAAAAUGAAAGAGACAUUGACAGCAAACUCAACUACAUUGAGUCUGCAAACCUCUUCAAGUUUCCUGCCAUGGACAAAACUGGAGACCUGCCAGGGGUGAAGGAGUUCUUUGAGAAGAUGGAAAGGGAGCGGGCCAAGGACGUGAACCAGUUGAGCAGGCGAUACACAGCCAUCGGUCCCUUGCUCACCAAGAUGGAGUCUCUCAUCAUGCAAACCAACAGUGGCAAAGCCAAACGCAUGGCACAAUACUACGCUUACUGGGAGCGCAAGGUCUUCAACAGCCUCGUCAAGAUGGUGCUCUGGAAUAUCCAGAUGUUCAACUCAGCUCUACUUGGUAACGUGCCUCUAUUCCAAAUUGAAACAAUCCUCUCUGCCCCUGAGAUUAUGUUACAUCCAAAGAGCAAUGAGGUCUACAAACUGAUUAUGCAGUGUGUUCGAGACUGUGUGGAAAGCACAAAGAUGUUCACCCGUUGGAUGCACAAGACAUGCAUUGAAUGUCCACCCCAGCGGGUUGAGGGGGAAGAUGAGCUGGUGGUCUUCAGUUUCUACUCAGACAUUUGUCAGCACCCCCAGGUGACUGAGCAGGCGAUAGCAGUCUCGCAGAGUGCCCAGAGACUCCUCAACUCUGUGGGACGCUACCUCAACCGCUGGAAGCGCUACCGUCCACUCUGGAAGCUAGACAAAGCCAUCGUCAUGGAGAAGUUUGCCGCCAAACGUCCCUCCUGCGUCAUGUACGAUGACAAACUGCAGUUCUACACUCGCAUCAGCAUGGAGGUGGCACAACAGGCCUGCUGGAAAGACGAACACAUCGUGCGGCUUAACUUGAAGCCGCUGGCACAAGCGGUCCAAGAGAAUGCCCAGGCCUGGGUGACUUCGCUUGGGAGGCUGCUCAAUGAAUCUGUCAGGGAGGAUCUGCUAAGCUUGCAGAGCAGUCUAGCGCAAUUAUCUGAAAACUUGAAGAGGAGUCCGGAAACCUUGGAGGAUCUAAAAUUUGUCUUGGGCACAAUCUCAGAUAUCAGAGAUAUGUCUCUGGCGGUGGAAAUGAGAUUUACUGAUAUCCAGGAGCGAUACAGGACAUUGACCAUGUAUGAUGUAGAGGUUUCAGAAGAGGAGUUGGAACAGGCAGCCAGCAUUGGCAAGCUAUGGGAUGAGCUGUUUGUAGAAUCCAGAAGAGUUGAUCACAGUUUGGGAAAAGUGAAGAAAACAUUUACUGAAAUCACAAAGGGACAGAUAGAUGAGUACCAGCAGGAGCUGGACAUUUUUGCAGAAAGUUUUCACAUGCACGGCCCAGGAGCAGUGGGAGAUGACUUGGAGAAAGGGCUAGCGGUCAUGGAAACGUAUGAUGCUGAACUAGCCAAGAUUGAAGGCGGGCGACAAGAGCUGGCCAACGCUGAGAAGCUUUUUGAUCUCCCCAUCACCAUGUACCCAGAGCUCGUCAACGUGCAGAAAGAGAUGCGUGGACUUCGUCAGAUAUAUGAAAUUUACAAAGCUCAGAAAGCAGCAAAGGCAGAGUGGUCCCAGACCUUGUGGGUGAACCUGAAUAUCCAGCUGUUGCAGGAGGGCAUUGAAGGCUACAUAAAAAGCCUUCGAAAGCUUCCAAAGGAUGUACGAUCUCUGCCCGUUGCCUUUUUUCUAGAGGGACGCAUGAAGGAGCUGAAAGAAUCGCUGCCUCUUUUGCUGGACUUGAAGAAUGAGGCCCUGAGAGAGAGGCACUGGAAAGAGCUAAUGGAUCGUACAGGCACAACAUUUGAGAUGAAUCCUGACACCUUCACUCUGGAGAAUAUGUUUGCCAUGGAACUGCACAAGCAUGGCAAUGUAAUUGGAGAAAUUGUCACCUCAGCCGUCAAAGAACUCAGCAUUGAGAAGGGGGUAAAAGAGGUGGUGGAGACAUGGGAGAACAUGAAGUUCAAUGUGCAGCGCUACUUCAAGGGGACACAAGAGCGCGGCUUCAUCCUAGGUGCUGUCGAUGAAAUACUGCAGAACCUGGAUGACUAUGCCAUGAACCUGCAGAGCAUGGCUGGCAGCCGUUUUGUGGGACCCUUCCUGGCCACCGUACAAACAUGGGAGAAGAGCCUCUCCAUGAUCAGUGAGGUCAUAGAGGUUUGGAUGUUGGUGCAACGUAAAUGGAUGUACCUAGAGAGCAUCUUUAUCGGUGGAGACAUUCGAUCCCAACUUCCAGAAGAAGCCAAAAAAUUUGACAAUAUUGACAGAACAUUCAAAAAGAUUAUGGCAGAUUCAGUGAAGGACCCGGGUAUUAAGAGAUGCUGCCUAGUGCCAAAUCGCCUGGUUGACCUGCAAGCUUUGAGUGACGGCUUGGAACGAUGUCAGAAGAGCCUCAACGACUACCUGGAUUCCAAACGCAAUGCCUUUCCCAGAUUCUUUUUCAUCUCUGAUGACGAGCUGCUCAGUAUUCUAGGUAGCAGUGAGCCAACCUGCGUACAGGAGCACAUAAUCAAGAUGUACGACAACAUUGCGUCGCUACAAUUCGACCUGGGUGGGAAUGGAGAAACGAUGGCGAAGGCGCUGGUGUCGGCAGAAGGGGAGAUGAUGACCUUGAGGCAGCCGGUGGCUGCUGAAGGUCGUGUGGAGGAAUGGAUGACCAAAGUGCUGCUGGAGAUGAGGAGGACCAACAAGCUCAUCACCAAGGAGGCCAUCUUCUACUACAGCCACCAGAAGAGCAGGGUGGACUGGAUGCUGGACUACCAAGGCAUGGUGGUGCUGGCUGCCAACCAGGUGUGGUGGACGUGGGAGGUGGAGGACGUCUUCAUCAAGGUGAAGAAGGGCGAGAAGCAGGCGCUGAAGAACUACGCCAAGCAGAUGCACCAGCAGAUCGAUGAGCUGGUCAAACGCAUAUCGCUACCCAUGAAGAAGAACGACAGGCGGAAAAUCAACACAGUCCUCAUUAUCGAUGUUCAUGCGAGGGACAUUGUUGACAGUUUUGUUCGUGACAGCAUAAUGGACGCCCGUGAGUUUGAGUGGGAGAGUCAGCUGAGGUUCUACUGGGACAAGGAACCGGAUGACUUGUUUGUGCGCCAGUGCAGUGCCCAGUUCUCAUACGGUUAUGAAUACAUGGGCCUGAACGGACGCCUGGUCAUCACACCCCUCACUGACCGCAUCUAUCUCACACUUACACAGGCCUUGUCAAUGUAUCUUGGUGGAGCCCCAGCUGGACCAGCAGGAACGGGAAAAACAGAGUCCACCAAAGAUCUAGCCAAAGCUCUGGGACUACUGUGUGUCGUCACAAACUGUGGUGAAGGAAUGGACUAUAUGGCAGUGGGAAAGAUCCUGUCGGGCCUGGCUCAGUGCGGCGCCUGGGGCUGCUUUGAUGAGUUCAACAGGAUUGAUGCCUCGGUGCUCUCCGUCAUCUCCUCUCAGAUCCAGACCAUCCGCAACGCUCUCAUACUGCACCUGAAGCGCUUCCAUUUUGAGGGCCAGGAGAUCAGUCUUGAUGACCGCAUGGGUAUUUUCAUCACCAUGAACCCGGGCUACGCAGGCCGCACAGAGCUGCCCGAGUCAGUGAAGGCUUUGUUCCGGCCAGUGGUGGUCAUCGUCCCCGACCUGCAGCAGAUCUGUGAGAUCAUGUUGUUCUCCGAGGGCUUCCUCAUGGCUAAAACUCUGGCCAAGAAGAUGACCGUGUUGUAUAAACUGGCACGUGAGCAGCUGUCCAAGCAGUCUCACUAUGACUUUGGGCUGCGAGCUCUGAAGUCUGUGCUGGUGAUGGCAGGAGAGCUAAAGAGAGGCUCAGCGGAUCUCUGUGAGGAUGUGGUGUUAAUGCGUGCUCUGAGGGACAUGAAUCUGCCCAAGUUUGUGUUUGAGGAUGUUCCCCUGUUCCUGGGCCUGAUAUCUGACCUCUUCCCGGGGUUGGACUGCCCCAGAGUCCGCUACCCCAGCUUCAACGAUGCAGUGGAGCAGGUUUUGCAGGAGAAUCUGUAUAUCAUGCUGCCCAAUCAGGUGGAUAAAGUGGUACAGCUGUAUGAAACUAUGAUGACCAGACACACUACAAUGGUAGUUGGACCCACAGGCGGGGGAAAGUCUGUUGUUAUCAACACCCUGUGCCAAUCGCAGACAAGGCUGGGCCUGAUGACCAGGUUGUAUUCUCUGAACCCCAAAGCGAUGAGUGUUAUUGAACUCUACGGCAUUCUUGAUCCUGCCACCCGUGAUUGGACCGAUGGAAUACUUUCAAACAUCUUCCGUGACAUCAACAAACCCACAGACAAAAAAGAGAAAAGGUACAUACUGUUUGAUGGGGAUGUUGAUGCUCUGUGGGUGGAGAACAUGAACUCUGUGAUGGACGAUAACAGACUGCUGACCUUAGCCAAUGGGGAGAGAAUCCGUUUGCAGAACCACUGUGCUCUGCUCUUUGAGGUGGGAGACUUGCAGUAUGCAUCUCCAGCCACAGUCUCCCGAUGUGGAAUGGUCUUCGUCGACCCCAAAAACCUGCGUUUCGUUCCAUACUGGCAGAAGUGGGUGAGCACCAGGCCGGUGAAGGAAUGCGAAGACCUUUCUCAGUUGUUUGAUAAGUAUGUUCCAUCUACGAUUGACAUGAUUGUUGAAGGUAUAGUGGAUGGCAAGCAAGGAAAAAAGCUGAAAACCAUCGUCCCACAAACAGAUCUAAAUAUGGUCACCCAGUUGAGCUUGAUGCUGGACGCUCUGUUGGAGUCUCCUGGGAUGGAUGUAGAGGAGCUCGAGUGUGUUUUUCUGGAGGCCUUGUACUGCUCUCUGGGAGCCUCCCUCCUUGACAACGGCAGGAUCAAAUUUGAUGAGUACAUUAAGAAGCUGUCAAUGAUGACCAUCAUCAAUGACCCAGAGACACUUGCCGGACCUGGAGAGAUACCCGGGUAUUUGCCGACACUGUAUGAAUUCCACUUUGAUAAAAAACAACAGAAGUGGUUGCCCUGGACCUCUCUUGUCUCAAGCUAUCUGCACUGUUCAGAUAUGAAGUUUAUCGACAUUCUUGUUCCGACGGUGGAUACAACUCGUGCCAACUGGCUUUUGGAGCAAAUGGUGAAGAUCAAAAGGCCAGUAGUGUUGGUGGGAGAGUCUGGAACUUCGAAAACAGCCACCACACAGAACUUCCUCAACCACCUUAACACUGACACCACCAUGAUGCUGACAAUAAAUUUCUCAUCAAGGACGACUUCUAUGGACGUCCAAAGGAGUCUUGAAGCCAGCGUAGAGAAGAGGACUAAAGACACAUACGGCCCCCCAAUGGGCAAACGCCUGCUGGUCUUCAUGGAUGACAUGAACAUGCCACGGGUGGAUGACUAUGGCACCCAGCAGCCCAUUGCUCUUUUGAAGUUGCUACUGGAUCGUGGGGGCAUGUACGACCGUGGGAAGGAGUUGAACUACAAGAUCCUGAAAGACCUGGGAUUCAUUGCAGCCAUGGGCAAGGCUGGUGGCGGACGCAACGAAGUAGACCAGCGCUUCAUUUCCCUCUUCACUGUGUUCAACAUGCCCUUCCCUGCAGAGGAGGCCUUGCACGUCAUCUAUUCCUCAAUAAUCAAAGGCCACACCAAGACAUUUGACGACUGCGUCCACAAUAUCUGUGACAAGUUGACAUUUUGCACCUUGGAACUGUACAAAAUGAUCAUCAAAGACCUGCCACCAACACCCUCCAAGUUCCAUUAUAUCUUCAAUCUGAGAGACCUCUCCAGAGUCUACAGUGGGUUAACCUUAACCAAUGGAGAGAGAUUUGUUACAGUGACCCAGUUUGUCCGUGUUUGGAGAAACGAAUGUCUCAGAGUGUUCCAUGACCGGCUGAUUGAUGAAGCAGAUAAAUCGCUUGUGCAGAAACAUGUGAAGACACUGCUGGAAGAGCACUUCCCAGCAGACCUGGAGAAUGCUAUCAGGGAUCCCAUUCUGUUUGGUGACUACAGGUCUGCUUUGAACGAAGCCGAACCUCGAGUCUAUGAGGACAUUCAGGAUUAUGAUGCCUCCAAAGCAUUAUUUCAGGAAAUUCUUGAAGAAUAUAAUGAAAACAAAACUCAUAUGAACUUAGUUUUGUUUGAUGACGCACUGGAGCACCUUACCCGAAUUCAUCGCAUCAUCCGUAUGGACCGGGGACAUGCCCUCUUGGUCGGGGUGGGAGGAUCAGGCAAACAGUCACUCACCAAACUGGCAGCCUUUACUGCAGGAUGUGAGGUCUUUGAGAUCGUGUUGAGCAGAGGCUACUGUGAGGCCUUGUUCCGUGAGGAUUUAAAAGCUCUGUAUCUGAAGCUGGGCAUCGAGAACAAGAAGACUGUGUUCCUGUUUACGGAUGCCCACGUGGCCGAAGAGGGAUUCCUGGAGCUCAUCAACAACAUGCUGACCUCAGGGAUGGUUCCAGCACUCUUCUUGGAUGAUGAGAAGGAGUCAGUGCUGGGGCAGAUCCGUGACGAAGCCAUGAAAAUGGGAGCUGGCCCUUCCAAGGAAAGUGUGUGGCAGUAUUUCGUGAACAAGAGCGCCAGCAAUCUUCAUGUUGUGUUGGGGAUGUCUCCAGUUGGGGAUACCCUUAGAACAAGAUGCAGGAAUUUCCCAGGCCUUGUGAAUAACACCGGCAUUGACUGGUUCCUGCCAUGGCCUCCUCAAGCACUACACGCUGUGGCACAGACCUUUUUGGGUGCGAACCCCAUGGUUCCGGAAGGACUUGCUACAUCAGUCAUAGACCAUGUGUGCAUGGUCCAUGCCUCUGUGGGAAACUACAGCAAGAUGUUUCUUCAGAAACUCCGCCGCAGCAACUAUGUCACUCCAAAGAACUACCUGGACUUCAUCAGCACCUACUCCAAUUUACUAGAUGACAAGGACAAAUACAUUCUCGCUCAGUGUAAACGCCUGGAGGGAGGAUUAGAUAAGCUGGAAGAGGCGAGUAAACAACUAGCGGAGCUCAACACCAAGUUAGCGGAGCAGAAGGUCGUUUUGGCCGAGAAAUCCAAAGCCUGUGAGAUCCUGCUGAAGGAGAUUUCCACCAACACUGCAGUAGCGGAGGAGAAGAAAAAAUUGGCUGAGGAUAAAGCCAAAGAGAUCGAGGAGCAGAACAAGGUGAUUGCGGUGGAGAAGAAGGAUGCGGAGAGCUCCCUCGCUGAAGCGCUGCCGGCCCUCGAGGCGGCCCGCAUCGCCCUGCAGGACCUCGACAAGUCUGACGUCACUGAGAUCAGGUCGUUUGCUAAGCCACCUAAACAGGUGCAGGUGGUGUGCGAGUGCAUCCUUGUAAUGCGCGGCUACAAGGAAAUCAACUGGAAGACAGCCAAGGGGAUGAUGUCAGAGGCCAACUUCCUGCGGUCAUUGAUGGAGAUGGACUGUGAUGCAAUCGGCGCCAACCAAGUCAAGACUGUUCGAGGCUUUCUGAAAAAUCUGAACACCUGCCUUGAGGAGAUGCUGGGUAUCAGCAGAGCCGGAGCAGGAAUGCUGAAGUUUGUGGAGGCUGUCAUGGGAUACUGCGAUGUUGCCAGAGAGAUCAAACCAAAAAGAGAGAAGGUAGCACGACUGGAGAGAAACUUCUUCCAGAGCAAGCGUGAGCUGGAGAGGAUCCAGAACGAGCUGGCAGCCAUCCAGAAGGAGCUGGGCGCUCUGGGGGAGAAGUACGAGGCGGCCAUGGGGGAGAAGCAGCUGCUGCAGGAGGAGGCCGAGCUCAUGGAGAGGAGACUGAUCGCCGCCGACAAGCUCAUCUCUGGCCUCGGCUCCGAAAACGAACGCUGGACAGAUGACCUGGAAGAACUGAAGAAGCGGCGAGUGCGUCUUUUAGGCGACUGCCUGAUCUGUGCGGCCUUCUUGAGCUACGAAGGGGCCUUCAACUGGGACUUCCGGAACGAGAUGGUGUACGACGUGUGGCAGAAGGACGUGCUGGAGAGGCAGAUCCCGCUGAGUCAGCCUUUCCGGCUGGAGAGUCUGCUCACCGACGAGGUGGAGAUCAGCAGAUGGGGCUCAGAAGGCCUCCCUCCUGAUGAGCUGUCUGUACAGAACGGCAUCUUAACAACGAGAGCGAGCCGCUUCCCAAUGUGCAUUGACCCUCAGCAGCAGGCCCUCAACUGGAUCAAGAAGAAAGAGGAGAAGAGCAAUCUCAAGAUCUCCUCAUUCAAUGACCCAGACUUCCUGAAACAGCUUGAGAUGGCCAUCAAGUAUGGCUUCCCGUUCCUCUUCCAAGAUGUGGACGAGUACAUUGACCCUGUCAUCGACAACGUCCUGGAGAAGAACGUCAAAGGGGCGGAAGGGCGCCAGGUGAUCGUGCUGGGUGACAAGGAGGUGGACUACGAUCCCAACUUCAAGCUCUACCUCAACACCAAACUUGGCAACCCAAAGUAUUCCCCUGCUGUGUUUGGCAAGGCCAUGGUCAUCAAUUAUACAGUGACCCUCAAGGGCUUGGAGGACCAGCUGCUCAGUGUGAUCGUGGGCUUCGAGCGCAAGGAGCUGGAGGAGCAGCGUGAGCGCCUCAUCCUGGAGACCAGCGAGAACAAGCGUCUCCUGAAGGACCUGGAGGACUCCCUGCUCAGGGAGCUGGCCACCUCCACCGGGAACAUGCUCGACAACGUGGACCUCGUCCACACGCUGGAGGAGACCAAGUCUAAGGCCAGCGAGGUGUUUGAGAAGCUGAAGUUGGCCGAGAAGACGUCUGUGGAUAUUGACAAGCUCCGUGACGGCUACCGCCCAGCAGCCAAGCGCGGAGCCAUUCUGUUCUUCGUCUUGGCUGAGAUGGCGUUGGUGAACAGCAUGUACCAGUACUCGCUCGCCUCAUACCUGGAGGUGUUUGAUUUUUCGCUACGCAAGUCUUUACCCGACUCUGUGUUGCCCAAGAGGCUUAAGAACAUCAUGGACACUCUCACCUACAACGUCUACAACUACGGAUGCACAGGUUUGUUUGAGAGGCACAAGCUCCUCUUCUCCUUCAACCUGACCAUUAAAAUCGAGCAAGCAGAGGACAGAGCUCCGCAAGAGGAGUUGGAGUUCUUCCUGAAGGGUAAUCUAUCGCUGGAGAAAAGCAAACGACAGAAACCAUGCACUUGGUUGUCUGAUCAGGGCUGGGAAGACCUGGUGAGACUGGCAGAGCUCUUUCCCACAACAUUCAGCAGUCUGUUGGAUGACAUCGAGAGCAAUGUCGCUGUGUGGAAAGCUUGGUGUGACUUGGACGGCCUUGAACAGUCCCCUUAUCCAAUGCAGUACAAGGACUCCCUGACACCUUUCCAGAAACUUCUAUUGUUGCGCUGCUUCCGCUUAGACCGGGUCUACCGCGCAGUCAGUGAUUACGUCACAGUCACCAUGGGAGAGAAGUAUGUGCAGCCACCAGUGAUCAGUUUUGAGGCGAUAUACGAGCAAAGCUCUCCGAACUCACCCAUCGUGUUCAUUCUUAGCCCGGGAUCAGAGCCCGCCAGUGAUCUCAUGAAACUGGCAGAGCGGUGUGGAUUCGGGGGCAGCAAGCUGAAGUUCCUCGCCAUGGGACAGGGGCAAGAGAAGGUGGCGUUGCAGCUGCUGGAGACGGCUGCCUCUCGUGGCCAGUGGCUCAUGCUGCAGAAUUGCCACCUGCUGGUCAAAUGGCUGAAGGAUCUAGAGAAGGCUCUGGAGAGGAUCACCAAACCCCAUCCUGACUUCCGCCUCUGGCUCACCACGGACCCCAUCAAAGACUUCCCCAUCGGGAUACUGCAGAAGUCCCUCAAGGUUGUGACUGAGCCACCGAAUGGUCUGAAACUGAAUAUGAGGGCCACCUACUUUAAGAUUGCACAUGACACACUACAGAGCUGUCAACAUCCGGCGUUCCGGAGCUUGGUGUACGUGCUCGCAUUCUUCCAUGCAGUGGUGCAGGAGCGCCGGAAGUAUGGAAAGAUCGGCUGGAAUGUUCCCUACGACUUUAACGAGUCCGACUUCUUGGUCUGCAUGGAAAUCCUCAAUACGUACUUGACAAAAGCCCAUACUCAAGGAGACGCCAAGAUCCCAUGGGGUAGCCUGAAAUAUCUCAUUGGAGAGGUGAUGUAUGGAGGUCGAGCCAUUGACAGUUUCGACCGCAGAAUUCUUACCGUGUACAUGGACGAAUACCUGGGAGACUUCAUAUUCGACACGUUUCAGCCUUUCCACUUUUUCCACAACACAGCUGUGGACUAUAAGAUACCCGAAGAUGGUCCCAAGGAUAACUAUGUCGGAGAGAUUGAGAGCCUACCACUGGCAAACACCCCAGAAGUGUUUGGACUUCAUCCCAAUGCUGAGAUUGGCUACUACUCUCAAGCUGCACGAGACAUGUGGACUCACCUGAUUGACCUCCAGCCCCAGACUGGUGACUCUGGUGGAGGCAUAAGCCGUGAUGAGUACAUCAGCCAGGUGGCGCGGGACAUCCAGAACAAGCUGCCCUUGGUGUUCGACAUGGACGUCAUCCGCAAGCGCUUCGGCCUGGAGGUGUCUCCCACCACCGUGGUGCUGCUGCAAGAGCUGGAGCGCUUCAACAAGCUCAUCGCUCGCAUGGGCCGCUCGCUGGCUGAGCUGCAGAGGGCCCUGGCUGGUGAGGUGGGCAUGAGUGGAGAGCUGGAUGAGGUUGCCCGUGCUCUGUUUAACGGGCAGAUCCCCUCCAUCUGGAGGAAGCUGGCACCCGACACCCUCAAGUCUCUGGGGAACUGGAUGCUUCACUUCAAAAGACGAUACGACCAGUACACCUCCUGGGUGGAUGAAGGGGAGCCCAACGUCAUGUGGCUGUCCGGCCUGCACAUUCCGGAGUCCUACCUGACGGCUCUGGUGCAGGCCACAUGCAGGAAGAACGGAUGGCCCUUGGACCGCUCCACUCUCUACACACAAGUCACUCAACACUGCAGCCCUGACGAGGUCCAUGAGCGGCCUGGGCAGGGUUGUUUUGUGUCUGGCCUGUACCUGGAGGGGGCCGACUGGGACACGGAGAACGGUUGCCUGAUAAGGAGCAAACCCAAAGUCCUUGUGGUGCAGCUACCCAUCCUCAAAGUCAUUCCAAUCGAGUCUCACCGCCUCAAACUGCAGAAUACACUGCGUACUCCAGUCUACACAACUUCAAUGCGGAGGAACGCCAUGGGUGUUGGCCUGGUCUUCGAGGCGGACCUGUUCACCGCCAAACACAUCUCUCACUGGGUGCUGCAGGGUGUCUGUUUAUACCUCAACUCCGAUUGAGCUCAUCUUUGAAGAUGAGUUCAACUAUACAUUUAUACAAUUAUACAUUUCAAUUAUAGGAUUACAAUGUAAUGAUUAUCAUUACAUAUUAAACCAUUUUUUAAUUAA
Engraulis encrasicolus (European anchovy) is the source of this 13489-nucleotide messenger RNA. RefSeq names its product dynein axonemal heavy chain 10 (gene dnah10). Lineage: Eukaryota; Metazoa; Chordata; Actinopteri; Clupeiformes; Engraulidae. The transcript is spliced from 78 exons. Gene Ontology annotation, molecular function: ATP binding; dynein light intermediate chain binding; dynein intermediate chain binding. The record is from RefSeq and is a predicted model, not a curated record. Gene Ontology annotation, cellular component: 9+2 motile cilium; dynein complex. The coding region runs from base 137 to 13381 and encodes 4414 amino acids. Gene Ontology annotation, biological process: cilium movement involved in cell motility.